This is a messenger RNA of Penicillium digitatum Pd1, 840 nucleotides long. RefSeq names its product Major intrinsic protein. Lineage: Eukaryota; Fungi; Ascomycota; Eurotiomycetes; Eurotiales; Aspergillaceae. Gene Ontology annotation, molecular function: glycerol channel activity; water channel activity. Gene Ontology annotation, biological process: glycerol transmembrane transport; water transport. The record is from RefSeq and is a predicted model, not a curated record. Gene Ontology annotation, cellular component: plasma membrane.
AUGAUCUCUCGGCGGGUUCUGAAGCCUUAUGCGGCUGAAUUUCUUGGGACUGCACUACUGAUCGUUAUCGGGGAUGGAGUUGUCGCCCAAUGCCUGCUGUCCGACUACAACUACGGCACCUGGCUGUCUAUCAACCUUGCCUGGGCAGCUGCCGUUGCUCUCUCGGGCUAUUUGUCUGAUCCUAGUCCGACCAUCAACCCAGCGGUGACUCUUUGCCUUGCUCUUGUGCGUCCGUCUGAGGGACAAUGGAAGCAAAUCCCAGGCAAGCUGGCUGCGCAGUUUUUAGGCGGGUUUGUCGGCGCUGCGAUCGUAUAUACCAAUUAUCGGUCGGCAAUCAAAGCUUGGGAUCCUGAAUACACCAUUCCCGGUGGAUCAAUCCUCAGCCCGGUCGGUCACCAUUCAGCGGGCAUCUUCUCGACUUACCCAGGGGCCUUCUUUGAGUCGAACUGGGAGGCUGUAUUUUCUGAGAUGCUAGGCUCGGCUGUGUUGAUGUUUGGCUGUCUCAGCAUUUCCGAUCCGGGAAAUGCUCACCGAUUCCCUACUCCACAGCUCGCGUCCUUUUUGCUGCUGCUUAUGAUCGGAGCUGCAUUGGGAUGGCAAACUGGCUACGCCAUAAACCCAGCUAGAGACUUUGGCCCGAGGCUGUUCUCUGCUAUUAUCUAUGGCCGAGAAGUGUUUACGGCGGCUAACUAUUAUUUCGUUGUUCCCUUUUUCGCCCCUAUCGUUGGCUGCAUUUUAGGGGCGGCGACUUACGACGGAUUCUUGUUCGAAGGAGAGGGGUCUCGCAUUGCCGAUGCGCUGGACAACGUUCAAGAUCACGGGUCCCUUCGACUGCAGUGA